AUGUCAACACUACCCAACAUUCCCACCCGCCAACUCGGCCGAGAUGGCCCUACUAUCCCUAUCUUAGGUCUCGGCCUCAUGGGUCUGAGCUCUUUCUAUGGGACACCACCUCCAGAUGAGGAACGCUUUAAACUUCUCGACCGAGCCCACGAGCUCGGUUGUGUGCACUGGGAUUCGGCCGCCCUGUAUGGUGACAGCGAGGAUUUACUGGGCAGGUGGUUCGAGCGGACCGGAAAGCGGAAGGAUAUUUUCUUGGCCACCAAGUUCGGUAACUAUGUCAGGCCCGAUGGUGGUCGCGAGUUCAGAAACGACCCCGACUUCAUCCGCGGCGCCGUGAAGGAGGCUUUGAGGCGUUUGAAGACGGAUUACAUCGACUUGCUAUACUGCCACCGCAUCAGCGGCAAGACCCCCAUCGAAGAUGUGAUCGAAACCCUCAAGGAGUUUGUCGACUCCGGACAAGUCCGCUCCAUCGGCCUCUCCGAAUGCGGCGCCGACACCCUCCGCCGAGCCGCCCGCAUUCUCCCCAUCCGCGCCUACCAGAUCGAAUACAGCCCCUUCUCCAUGGACAUCGAACAGCCCGGGCCCCCGCUCCCAGGAAACAACAACAACAACACCACCGCCAACAACGCCGCCAGCCCCAGCCUCCUCCAAACCUGCCGCGACCUAGGCAUCGCCGUCGUCGCCUACUGCCCACUCGGGCGCGGGAUGCUCACGGGGCGGUACACGUCGCGGGAGGACUUCGGCGAGGGCGAUUUCCGGCGCGCCGUGCCGCGGUUCUCGGCCGAGAACUUCCCGCGCAACAUGGCGCUGGUGCGCGAGAUGGAGCGGGUCGCGGCGCGGAAGGGCUGCUCGUCGGCGCAGCUGACCCUGGCGUGGCUGAUGCGUCAGGAGGGGGUGUUUCCGAUCCCGGGCACGAAGAGGGUGGGGUUUUUGGAGGAGAAUUGGGGGGCGAAUGGGGUGUUUGAGGGGUUAGACGGGGGGGAGGAGAGGGAGAUUCGGGAGGCGGUGGAGAGGGCCGAGGUGUGGGGGACCAGGUAUCCUGAGGCGAUGAUGGGGGGGUUGGUGAAGGAUACACCGGCGAGGGAGUAG
Messenger RNA from Chaetomium globosum CBS 148.51, 1089 nucleotides. RefSeq lists its product as uncharacterized. The transcript has 5 exons. The coding region runs from base 1 to 1089 and encodes 362 amino acids. The record is from RefSeq and is a predicted model, not a curated record. NCBI's taxonomy places the organism in Eukaryota, Fungi, Ascomycota, Sordariomycetes, Sordariales, Chaetomiaceae. Gene Ontology annotation, cellular component: cytoplasm.